CAUUCUUGCUCAGCGGACGGUUAAUUUUUCGUGUGGAGAGAAAAAUCUAUUCGCAUGUUUGAUAACUACUUGAGAGAAAUGAGACCGAAGGGUUUGUCUACUUAGACGAGAUAAUGAAACAAUGGGCGAUUCGGCGCAGAUGAAUAUUUAUCCUCAAAAUGCCCUGAAAAUUCAAUUUACUUUUCCAAACGCGAGUGAAUUACCUGUACCCAACGCACAAAAUAAAUGUGUAAAAAUUGCCGUUCCUAAGUACUCUCCGUUUUAGCUGUAAAACGCAAAGGAAAUUAUUUCAUCAAGUAAUGAGUUGGAAGAUCGGACGGGAGAUGAGAUGAAAUGACUAUCGCGGCUGUCAAUCAAACGUAAGGGGCGGAGCUUGGUCUCCCUACGCGUAGAGCUAUUCUCGUCGAACUUAGACGCUCGUUUUCGCCCAAAGCUUCGGGGGAUUCUGAGUGUAGCCAAUCCGUGGGCUUGUACUAUCCGCUGCUUAGACAAGCAAGAGACAUGAUGACAGCCAAGCUGGUCACUAAACGCACGGGAAACGGUUAUGUCUUGUCCUAGCGUAUAGAGAACGCAUGAUAAGAAUUAUCCGCUCUUGGCCUCUAAACCAAAGGUCUCAAACUGGACAGUGAACGGACGGAGUGACCAUAGGGGUCCACCCCGAGAUAGCCAGUGGUCAGCUGAUGAGCACGACAGGUGGUAAAUGACUUACCUGAGGUUCUAAGACAAUCACACACCUGUGAUUCAAGAGCGGCUUGGAAAGGAUUGUUUAUUUAUGCGGACUGUUUAUCAGUAAACUACGUACCUCGUUGACUGUUGACAAUGUCCUUACCUCAGUUCGGUUAUAGCUACCCAUCGACAGCUUCAUCGCUAUCAUCAUCACAGCAGAUCCUCAUGUCCAGCAGUCCGCCCACGACGACGUCCAACUCGUGCUGCGAGAAUGGCCGGACCCUAGUGACCAACCCCCACACUGGUCAGAGCGUCUGUUCCUGCCAGUACACCCCAUCCCUCCUCUCCUACUCCCGCGUGGCCGGCCUCGCCGACAGCGUCUACCCCACAACGCCAUACGCCACACAGGGCUAUGUGCCGCUGGGCACCGACCCAUCCGCGUUUUACCCUCCUUUGAAUACUCAUUACGACAUCAAAGAACCCGGCGAGACCUGGCGCGGGAUAAGUCAGCCCACUGCCUGCUACCCUUACGACCCCACAGUGUCGGCCUAUCCUUAUGGCAAUGCGUACGGAACAAUGGAUCUGAACAGUGCAGCAAGGCGCAAAAACGCAACAAGAGAAAAUACGAACACCCUGAAAGCCUGGCUGUACGAACAUAAAAAGAACCCCUACCCCACAAAGGGGGAGAAGAUCAUGCUGGCCAUCAUCACAAAGAUGACCUUGACCCAAGUGUCCACGUGGUUUGCCAACGCCAGAAGGAGGCUAAAGAAAGAAAAUAAAAUGACGUGGUCUCCUCGGAACAGAUCUGGCGAUGGGGACGACGACGACAAAUGUCACGACAGCGAUGACGACGAUGUAGACAAAGAUGAAGACAAUGACAAAGAUGAUAAGGAUCAAGAUAAAGAAACAAUAGACAUGAGCAAAGACCCUCUGGCAGGCUUUGACAACGUCAGUCAAACAUCACAUUUCCAGAGCGAGGCUGAUAAGGCUGUGAUUGACAGACCACUAGGGGAGACAACCCAUCUCUCUGUAGCUUCACCCCCCGGGCAAAUGAACGUAGUAAACGGCCCCUCCCCCCACGAACACAAACGCCCCGACUCUCUCUGCUCCAACAGCAAUGAUUCAGGUUUAAGUGACGUCAACUGCAGUUUUGCUGACGUAGGAAACAAUGGUGAACAAAAUGGACUCCGACCAAAGAUUUGGUCUUUGGCGCGAGUGGCAACGUCGGACAAUUCGUACCUUAACGGAGUGGGCAUGCGUCCCUUCCCCGAAUCCUCUCGUGUCAUGGAGGACAAGACCCCUCUACCUUCAGCUAGUCAACCGUGGGAGAGCGCUCUCUCCACCAGCGCCCCCUACACCGGAAGUUCUCUGAGUCUAGGCGGACACAAGAACUCUGGGACAGCGAAUCUUGGUCCCUCUCUAGGCGGCCUUUCUGCCAACAUGAGCGCUAGUAGUUUGGCAUACUCACAACUUUCUUCAUUCUGUGCUAAUUCCAAAUUAUCGCUCGACUGAAAGUAUGACCCACUUCAGUGCUUUUUCAUCAACGCUACGCAACUAUGUGUACCUCAGUCACCUAGGAGGAGUUAUCUCCCUUUCUUUGCACCUAAAUUCUGGACAGGCGAAACGAAACGAAAAACGAUAGCUGGCGAAGAUCACACUGAAAGGAACACUUUCAAGGGCUCGACGUCACAAGAUGUUUGUUACUGAUAAUUGAUAAACAGAUUUUUUUCUAAAGAUUUAUCUUCAAUCGAGUUUACAUUUGAAGUUCAAUGACCACAUACAGACAAAGCCUUGUUAUUGUUUUUGGGUUUUUUGUAAAGUACCAAGCAUAGUUGGACUUAUUCAGCUGCUUCAUCGUCAUGACACCGUUGAUGAACUUACAUUGCCCAUGAACCAGGGGCGAUAACUAGUGUGCAUCACACUUUGCAAUAUUUGAAGAUGGAGUAUUGCUUAUUCAUGGUCAUCGUGUAUAAAUGUUUCAAUUGCACAAUUUGUGAAUGUUUUCUUAGUGUACUUGUUGCCAGUAGACUCCGACCACGCCUUUGACGUGGUUUUGAAAGUUUUAGAAGGCAAAUGCGUUUUUGUUUUGUAAUUUUAUUUGCCUAACUGAUGCAGUCAGGCAGGUUGGAUGAAUGUUUCUUGUAUGAGAUGCAUUUGCAGUAAACACGGGAAACGAUUAGUUUCUUAAAAAUAACACAUGUUUAAAGUCAUCAGUUAAAUUAUGAUUCAUAUAUAAUCAAAUGUCAUAAUCCCAUGACAAAGGUACUGUAAUCAAUAAAUGAACACAAAAAUGUAAAUGUUUACUCAAUCGUCAAAAACACUUUAUUUGUAGUGUCGCAUGGGGCACGAAAACAAUAGUGUCUAUUCAGUUUUGUCAUGUAGUGCAUCAUAAAUAUCGAACUUUAGCACAAAAAUGUAAGCAUAAAAUAUUCAUUGCAAGAAAACAUAUUGAAAAUUAUGAAAAUAAUAUCUGCAGGAGCAGGGUCAGAAAAAUAGACAUGUAAGUAUGAAAAACAUAAUUUCCACUUUUAAUAAACUUGUAAAACAAUCAUCUCUUAUUAUUUCCACACUUAAAUUAGAAUCUAUUUAUAUUUGUAGUUUGAAUUCAGCUUAAUAUCACGCUGUUUGUCAAUUUAAAAAAAUGUUUGAAUUAUUUAUUUAAAUUUGUAAAUUUUUCCUGUACAUUUGACGGCUGUAGGUAUUUUGUAUAGAUCAUUUCAUCCUGUAGUGCUAUGUAUUUAAUGUACCGUCGGGAAUAUGAGGGGGAUUUUAUCGAACAUUUAUUAUCGCAAGUUAUGUCUUCAUAUACACAGUCUAUCUCGGCUCUGUCAAUAUGUUAAUCAGAGCUACAUAAAUAAACUUUUCUUGUUA
Molecule: messenger RNA, 3537 nt
Organism: Haliotis rubra (blacklip abalone)
Lineage: Eukaryota; Metazoa; Mollusca; Gastropoda; Lepetellida; Haliotidae
Product: homeobox protein caupolican-like
Exons: 5
Coding region: 820-2178 (452 amino acids)
Biological process (GO): cell development; regulation of transcription by RNA polymerase II; neuron differentiation
Cellular component (GO): nucleus
Molecular function (GO): DNA-binding transcription factor activity, RNA polymerase II-specific; RNA polymerase II cis-regulatory region sequence-specific DNA binding
Source: RefSeq, a predicted model, not a curated record